Messenger RNA from Monascus purpureus, 1453 nucleotides. The record is from the annotation of a GenBank genome assembly. NCBI's taxonomy places the organism in Eukaryota, Fungi, Ascomycota, Eurotiomycetes, Eurotiales, Aspergillaceae.
CUGAUGUCCGGAGCAUCCACUAUAGGUCAACUGUCUAGAACCCUGCAGAAUAGUAAUAUCUCUGUCCUUGAGAGCAUAGGCGCCAGAAGAAUUGCUCUUUGGCAAUCCAGUCCAGGUAUGUGCUUGAAUUGAUUUCUCAUGCAUACUUAGACAAUUCAUGAGCAGAAUUGAUACUAUGAGGUAUAUGUGAAACAAUCGAUAGCCUUAAACUGACAAUAACCACAGUAUCCCGAAACAGAAGUACCUUAAUAGUACACUCGCGGCAUGUACCUUUGAGGCCUAUCUCCUUCAAGCCAGCAUCUUCAAAUUUCUCACAUACACUAGCUGCAGUCAAAAUGAGUGACACAAAAGCGCCAUUGCGAUAUGUUGAUAUUGGAAUAAAUCUUGGUGACCCUGUUUUCAGGGGCAAUUAUCAUGGAAAGCAGGCCCACGACGACGAUCUAGAUGAUAUUAUCCAACGUGCUCGUGAUGUGGGUUGCCAGAAAUUCAUGGUCACCGGUUCAGAUCUAGUAGAGUCUCGCCAUGCUGUCCAGCUGGCUACUAAAUAUCCGGGUUUCUGUUAUGCAACAAUUGGAGUUCAUCCUUGCCAGGCAAAGGAGUUUGAUGCGUUCUCCGGCGGUCCCUCGAAACUCCUUGAUGAGCUCAAGACUCUUGCAACUGAGGCAAAACAAUCCGGCAAUGCGGUAGCCUUUGGUGAAAUUGGAUUGGACUAUGAUCGGUUAUUCUUGAGCCCCAAAGAACAGCAACUCAAGUACUUCGAGGCUCAAUUAGAUCUUGCAGUGGAAAUACAACUCCCUCUUUUUCUCCAUUCUCGGGCUGCCAGCGAGGAUUUCGAAAGACUACUUGCUCCGAGACUCCCUAAACUUCCCAAGAAGGGCCUGGUGCAUAGUUUUACUGGAACUCUGGAUGAAAUGAAUCGAUUGGUCGCCCUUGGUCUUGAUAUCGGUGUAAAUGGCUGCAGCAUGAAGACAGAAGAAAAUCUGGAAGUUGUCAAGGCAAUUCCUUUGGAACGACUUCAGAUUGAGACAGAUGGUCCUUGGUGUGAAAUUCGCCCAUCCCACGCGUCAUCUAAAUAUCUUGAAGGAGCCCCAGCUCUACCAAAAGCUGUCAAGAAGGAAAAAUGGCAGAAAGGAUGUAUGGUGAAAGGUAGAAAUGAGCCCGCAGCCAUAGCCCAUGUCGCCCAUGUAAUUGCUCGUGUGAAGGGGAUUUCCGUUGAAGAGGUUUGCGAAGCCGCCUGGAAUAAUUCGGUUGGGAUGUUUGGGCUUGGGGAAGAGACGCCGUAGCUUGGCUCUCUCUUUCCUAUUUCAUGGCAGACAGUGCUCCUGGAGUUCUCGCUUCAAAGAGUAUUGUGAUCUUUGCUGAUGCAAGGAGGCCUAUGAUGUGCUCAGGAAAUUUACCUAAAAUGUCAUCAUUUCGAUAUUACAACAAUAGAUAGCCAGGAGUUAGGAACGAG